Molecule: messenger RNA, 1150 nt
Organism: Thunnus maccoyii (southern bluefin tuna)
Lineage: Eukaryota; Metazoa; Chordata; Actinopteri; Scombriformes; Scombridae
Gene: asb13a.1
Product: ankyrin repeat and SOCS box containing 13a, tandem duplicate 1
Exons: 5
Coding region: 96-1049 (317 amino acids)
Biological process (GO): protein ubiquitination; intracellular signal transduction; positive regulation of protein catabolic process
Molecular function (GO): protein binding
Source: RefSeq, a predicted model, not a curated record
CCCGCUGCCUCCAUUCGACGCUUCUCACGUCAGCUCAUGUUUUGCGUCUCUCACCUAAUCUGGAAACCCGCUACAAACUUGUUUACCGGUAAAAUAUGGAGCUGACACCUGCACGCCGCACAGUUCUCUGCGAUACCGGUUUGUGGGCAGACCGGACUGCCAUACAUGAAGCAGCAUCCCAUGGCAGAGCUCUGCAGCUGCAGCAGCUGAUAGAAAGUGGAUCAUCAGUCAACGUGGUGACAUUGGACAACAUCACUCCGCUCCAUGACGCCUGCAUACAUGCUCAUCCAAACUGUGCCCGGCUGCUGCUGGAGGCUGGCGCUCAGGUGGAUGUACGGACCAUCCACGGCAGCACUCCUCUCUGUAACGCCUGUUCCGCUGGCAGCCUGGAGUGUGCCAAGCUGAUGUUGGAGUACGGAGCCAAGGUUAACCCGUCCCUCACAGCUCUCACCGCCUCACCGCUCCACGAGGCUUGCAUACAUGGUAAAACUUUGGCAGAGCUAAGACAGAGUCUAACCCAGUCAUUCUUCCUCAUCAUCAAUGAAACUUGUGUGCUCCUCUCAGGUAACGUUGAAGUUGUGAAGUUGAUGAUAGCCAGCGGUGCCCGGCUGGAGGCGUACGACGUCUACUUUGGUCCACCGCUCCACAUCGCCUGUGCUAAAGGACACAUAUCCUGCGUCAGGGAGCUGCUAAAUUCAGGUGCUGUUGUGAAUUCAGUAAAGUUCCAUGAGACAGCCUUGCACCAUGCAGCACAAGUCAACAUGGUGGACAUGAUAGAGCUGUUGGUGGAGUUUGGAGCCAAUGUGUAUGUUAGCGACAACCUGGGAAGAAAGCCUAUAGACUACACAACGCCUGGGUCUCCUUCGUACAACUGCUUCGUGUUUUAUGAAAGUAAUCCUCUGAGCCUGCAGCAGCUUUGUAGAAUCACUGUGAGGACCAUGCUCGGUACCAGAGCCUCAGAGGUCAUAGAUCAGCUGGACAUAUCCCACGGCAUCCACAACUACCUCCAGUACCGUGAUCACCCCACGUCACUACAGAGUGUCACAUGAAUGGAUUUCUAAAACCUGUAUGAGAGACUGAUGUUUGAUUUUAAGUUUAAAUUGUAAAACACAUCUGCUUAAAAUUUUAAAUAUAUUCAAGUCCCCCUCCA